Molecule: messenger RNA, 1575 nt
Organism: Cooperia oncophora
Lineage: Eukaryota; Metazoa; Nematoda; Chromadorea; Rhabditida; Trichostrongylidae
Source: the annotation of a GenBank genome assembly
AUGAUCGGCUUUGCUCAAUCUGCUCUGAAUCAGACGCAGAUUGAAAUACGAUUGGCAUGUGUUAAUGAGAACGAGGAUAUGAACUUCCAGGUGCAAUAUGCUCUUCGCUCUUCGCCAUGUGAUAAGGAAUUCUUCGACGCUAAAAGGGCUGAAAAUUUGAAGAAAUUGCUGUCAUUCUACUUCGAUGAUCCGAAUCACAUUCCCGACAACUACGAUUACGAUAAAAUUGUCUUCUACAAGUCCAAAGCUCUCAACUUCUCUUGCAAGGAUUCACAUGGUUCUAUAAUUUUUUCUGAGCCCGAUCCUCAUCCGAUGACCGUUCAGAAUGUAACAGGAUUGGUUCCGUUCCGUUAUAAGAGAAGUGCAGUGGGCAGCCUUGGCCCUUCACUAUCGUCUUGGACUCCCGCGCAAACAGUUCCUGCUGAUGGUAUAUACUUUUUGGUUAUGAAGGUAAUUGGAAUUCGCUAUCCCCCUGCCUCCUUCAGCGACGAGCAUAACAUCACGAUCACAGUGAAAUGGAAACAACCACACGGAUUUCUCAGUGCCAUCGACUACCCUUUGCUCAGGUUCUAUGUACUAAUGUGCGUUUUCUAUGCUAUACUCGCUUUUAUAUGGAUGGUUCUUUGUAUUAAGUACUACAAAGACAUCUUACGAAUACAAUACUGGAUAGGAGCAGUUAUAAUACUUGGAAUGAUCGAGAAGGCGUUUUUCUUAGCUGAGUAUUCCACGAUGAAUAAUAGUGGUCGAAGUGUAGAAGGCGUAUUGGAGCUUGCUGAAUUGGUCUCAUGUGCCAAACGAACGAUGUCUCGUGUGCUUGUAAUAAUUGUCUCAGUUGGAUAUGGUGUUGUGAAACCUCGCUUAGGGAAUACUCUCAGUCAGGUAGCUGGAGUGGGGUUGGUGUACUUUGUAUUCUGUGCCAUCGAAGGACUUGCACGGGUUUCCAAGAAUCACGUUGAAGCUGCCAAACAGAAGCAGUUUGCUGCUCUUCCUCUGGUUAUAACGGAGAUGGUAAUUUUCUAUUGGAUUUUCACUUCAUUGGGUUCAACUAUGCGAACGCUUAAAUUACGGAGGAAUGAGGUAAAGCUCACUGUUUAUCGUCACUUUAUGAACACUCUUGUAUUCGCAGCUGUCGCCUCCGUAAUUUUUAUGGUGUGGAGUUUGGUGUAUCAUAUCUUUCCAACAUGUCUCAAGGACUGGAAAGAACUGUGGGUUGAUACUGCUUUCUGGCACGUUCUAUUCUGCUUUAUACUCGUUGUCAUUGUAAUCCUUUGGCGUCCAUCGGUGAACAAUCAGCGUUAUGCUUUCACUCCUCUUUUGGAUGAUAGCGAAGACGAGAACGAUCAAGAUGAAAUCUUCAAUGCAUCUGCCCCUGGCUUUGAAAUGCUCAAACAGCGCGAGUCUGGCAACGGUGCUGAUGUUCGACGCCAGAGGGAGAAGGAACGCGAAGACCACAAACUUCAGGAUGAUUUGCGAUGGAUAGAAGACCAUAUCCCCUCAUCGCUUGCGGAACAUCUUAUCAUGGAUGAAGAUGAGGAUAAGGAAGCACGCGAAUUGGAAAUCAGCAAAAUGUUGUGA